Messenger RNA from Rubroshorea leprosula, 1819 nucleotides. NCBI's taxonomy places the organism in Eukaryota, Viridiplantae, Streptophyta, Magnoliopsida, Malvales, Dipterocarpaceae. The record is from the annotation of a GenBank genome assembly.
GCCCCAAAGGGCGGACAUGAAUUACUUGCUCCCUAAGUCUCUCUGCGAUUAAGCCCCUCCUCCGUCAUCCUCCGAUCAACGAUAAUCUCACCUGUUCGAUGGUUUGCCGAGGAGAGAUCAGGCCGUCGGUCUAGAAAGAAUUUUUUAUUUUUUAUUUGGAAUUAAUUCUACUAAUCAAGUUAUGGACACCCAAACUGGAAAUUCUUCAGAAAUAAAUCAAUCAGGGAAAUCAGUUGGAAUUCAGAUUAAUGAUUCUACGUCGUUGAUCAAGAAGAAUGGAAAUGGUAGAAGCACUGCUUCUAGGCAAAGCAAGCAAAAAGAAAGCUCCCAACUUUACGAAGGGUUUGCAACCAUGGUGAGAAAGAGUGGAACUAAUGGAGUUCCGGCUUCUGGACAGAACGAGGGGCAAAAGGAGAGUAUCCCAAUUUCUAAAGAUCUUGAGGUCAAGAAGAAUGGAAGUGAUAGAAUUCAGGCUUAUAGGCAGAUAAGGGUGAAAAAGGAAAGUACUGAAACUUCUAGAGAACCUGAAGCCAGUAAGAAUGUAACUUAUGAAGUUUCAGCUUCAGGGCAGGAUGAGCAGAACCGGGAAAAUACUGAAAAUUCUAAAGACCCUGAAGUCAAGAAGAGUGGAACGGAUAGAAUUCUAGCUUACGGGUUAAGAAAUAGGCAGAAAAAGGAAACUACUGAACCUUCUAGAGAUCCUGAAGUCAAGAAGUGUAGAACUGAUGGUGUUUCAGUGUCCGGACAGAAUAAGGGGAAAAUGAGAAGUCCUAAACCUUUUAAAGGUAAUCCUGAAGCCAAGAAGAGUAGAACUGAUGGUGUUUCAACUUCACGACGGAACAAUGGGAAAAUGGAAAGUACCGAACCUUCUAAAGAUAAUCCUGAAGCCAUGAAGAUUGGAACUAGUAGGAUUCUAGCUUCCAGGCAGAAACAGGAAAGUGCUGGACCUUCUAAAUAUCCAGAGGCCAGGAAGAGUGGAACUAAUAGAAUUCCAGUAUCAAGGCAGACAAAGUUGAGAAAAGAAUGUCCCCACCAACCUCCAGAAGAUAAUAGGAAGAAUGGGAUUAAUAGAAUUCCAGCUUCUGGGCAAACUAGGCAGGAAAGGGAGCCUGCUAAACUUCCUGAAGUCAAGAUGAGUGGAGCUAGUAGGAAUUUGUCUGUGGCACGGAAUCCUGUAGUCAAGACGAGUGGAACUAGAAGAAAUUUGACUGUGGCUCAAACCAAGGGGAAAAGGGUAAGUACAGGCGUCCAGUCCUACCUUCCUACACAUCCCAAGAAGAAGAGAGGCAGCAAGGCUGUGCAGAGAGAGGAAACAAGGCGAUCUCCCGACAGCCCUUCCCAGGAACAUCAUAUAACAUGGGAUGGUUUUGAUAAGGUCACUAGCCAGCUGCUGGGACAGAGGUGUCUGAAAUGUAACGGUGAUCUUGGAAUUGAUCCAGAAACAGACCCAGAGUCCGAGUUUGUUAAUCCUUCAGAGGUUGCUGUUCUUUCAUGCGGUCAUUUCUUCCACAGCAUCUGCUUACAGCUUGCAACAUCUGAAGAAGAGUCAAGAGAUCCUCCAUGCAUCUUAUGUCGAUAACUCUGUCUCCUUUAUUGUUUUUCCUCUGUUCUGUAGGUUUGAAUAGAGUUGAAUCCCGCAAGGAUUUUGUUUAGAAAUAUCAGGUUAGAGUUUAGGAAUGUCUGAAGCUUUUACAACGGUUGAAUUGUUUAGAAUCCCUGAGAAAUUUCAUUUUUCCUUGGCAAAUCCUGUGCCUUGCAGGCUUGAAUAGAUUACAAGAACAAAUGGAUGGUUUAGACAUAAUUAAUUGGAGAGCACCUU